AUGGGAAUAUCCUCCAGCAAACCCCCACCACCACCACCCCCAGGCGGAGGUAUAAGCGGGGCAAACUGGCACAACAGCAACCACUACCACUACAACAACUACCAAAGUAAUAGUAAAACCCCCUACGACGACAACAACAACAACCGGCGAUUGCUCAGACCAAAACGACCCCGAGUAAAAUCCCGGUCUUCCCUCCCAACCUCCCAAACACCAGUGGCCCAGCCCACUAUGCCCUCCUUCUUCUCCUUCGAGCAAGGAUCCGAACGCACCCAAAACGUCCGUUUCUUCAACGGUGAAUCCUCCCCUCUCCUCGGCCGGUUCCGCGCCGUUCCUCGACCAAACACCACCUUUGGCGGCCCUCAUAGGACGAACACGGGCGGUAGCAUCAGUAGUAUUGGUAGCGGUCCGACAGGCGGGAGGGCGAGGCACUACCACCCGCCACGAGGAGGAGCGCAGGCUGGGAUAAUAAAUGAGCCCGGGUGGAGGGGCAGUGUUCAUGUGGGCUAUGGGGCUAUCGUAGCUGCUGAGGCCGAGGCGGAGGAGGAGGCCGGGGACGGGGAUGAUGAGGCGGAGAGUGACUCGGAUGAUUCCCAGGGCCCGGGGUGGAGGAGGAUGGGGAAGGGGACCAGGAGGUUAAGGAGGGUGGUGAGACGGAUGAGGGAUACGUGGGUUGAUCCCAAGGCGGGAGUGGUGAGGAGGCUGGUGGACGUUUGGUGGAGCAGAUGGGCUGUGCUGGUGGUGCUACCUGCUAGUUUGGCUGUGGCAUGGUGCGCGAUACCUUUCCCGCAGUACCCCAUCCCGUGGGACGACGACGACAACUCUGGAGUACCUGGGCAGACCCCUAGCGGGAAGGUGCCCGGUCACGGAGCAGCAAGGGUGCAGGUCAACUUUUGGUUCUUUUUGUUUGUCUACUACAGCUUCUACAACCUGACGGCCUUGAUUUGGAUCACGAAGGUUUUCAACAUUUACAGCCUCAACUGGUGGCCGCAGUCUCUCGGCUUUCCUGUCACUGUCUCCGCCAUCGCCAUCCUGUCGCUUGCGGCGCCGCUACCGCUCUACCUGGUUCCUGAGGCGAGAUGGCUGACGGCGCACAACACGGUGUGGAUCUCGUGGACAUUCUGCAUCAUGGCCAUGCCCGUCGCCAUCGCGUUUUUCAUUCUCAUGACCAACGAGCGCCAUCUUGGCCUCCGCCAUUCUUUGUCAGAGACUCAACGCAUCUUCACCUCAUCCUGGUGGACGGGCGAGCGUGAAGACACCAUUUCCAGGAGAGAAAGACGUCAGCGCGCUGCCCUGGACCCAAGCACAUUCGAUCCUAACGCUGAUCCUUCGCAAAUCGGGUACAACGACGCUCGAUACCAGCCCCGAGCACGCAGGAUAAGACGGCGGUGGUUACCGGCCAGCUUUGUCAGAUUUGUCUGGUUCUGUCUCGCGUUGUUGAUCGGCUUGCUGGCCUAUGUUAUUGGAGAGGCCUAUGCCGAGAUUUACCUCCGGACGCUGCCGCAUAACAACUUGGAGACGAUUGUGUAUGUGUAUGGCUGGAUCUCGACCGUUCACCUGCUCGACGGUUUGACGGGGUGGAUUUUGGGCGGGCAGGAGGGGGAGAGGGUGGGGAGUUACCCCCUGAGUUGGAUUUUCAAGCUAUACUUUAUGCUCACGUACCAAACCUACGUCCGCGCCCUAUACGCCCGCCUCCGCGAUCCCAAACAGUUCAUGUACCUCCAGAUCCUGUCAUCAACCAGCCUCAUCGUCGUGACCCCCAUCCUGAUGUCCCGCUCAGUCCACUGGGUGUUCUCCAUCCUCGGACUAAACGGGCAGUCGUAUGGCUCCUACCAGAAGAUUUGCAUACGCAACGUCUUCAUCCGCUUCAUGGCCGAGAACGCGUCCAUGCUCGCCUUUUUGGGGAGCGUGGUGGUGUUGCACUUUGGGGCGAACAAGGAUGUGUACCCGUACUUUUCGUUUGACGGCGCGGACGAGACGGAGCAGUACACGUUUAACCUGACUUUCAAGGCGUCGAGCAUCACUUGGGCGUGCGAGCUGGCGGCGAGCUUUGUCGUGGCGGGGCUGAUCAGGUUGAUUUAUGGGGUUAGUGUGGUGGUGGAGGGGAAGCUGGACUUUGCGGUUUGGCCGGAGCUGUUGCCGACGGCGGUGGCGGUGACGCUGCAUGUGCUGCAGAAUAUGUUGUUUUCGAUCGUGAGAUUGCAGUUUAGAUGA
This is a messenger RNA of Podospora bellae-mahoneyi, 2211 nucleotides long. RefSeq lists its product as uncharacterized. The transcript is spliced from 2 exons. Bases 1 to 2211 code for a protein of 736 amino acids. The record is from RefSeq and is a predicted model, not a curated record. NCBI's taxonomy places the organism in Eukaryota, Fungi, Ascomycota, Sordariomycetes, Sordariales, Podosporaceae.